Daldinia caldariorum is the source of this 1824-nucleotide messenger RNA. RefSeq names its product Pkinase-domain-containing protein. Gene Ontology annotation, biological process: positive regulation of transcription by RNA polymerase II; protein phosphorylation. The transcript has 2 exons. The coding region runs from base 329 to 1561 and encodes 410 amino acids. NCBI's taxonomy places the organism in Eukaryota, Fungi, Ascomycota, Sordariomycetes, Xylariales, Hypoxylaceae. Gene Ontology annotation, cellular component: nucleus; transcription factor TFIIH holo complex; cytoplasm. The record is from RefSeq and is a predicted model, not a curated record. Gene Ontology annotation, molecular function: RNA polymerase II CTD heptapeptide repeat kinase activity; ATP binding; cyclin-dependent protein serine/threonine kinase activity.
AACGACAACACUGUAUAUACUGUAUAAAGAACUAUACAGACUAAGGUACCUAGGUACCUAAAGGUAAAUAUCAUUGUGGGGAAUAUAGCACAACCUUGGGCCAACCAUCGCGCAUUGCAUCUUCAACAUCACCAUUCACCAAUCACAAUUAAUCAACCAUUACUAUACGUAGCACUUCGUACCUAUGAGGUACCUUGUCUUUAUAUCGAGAAUCCAUAGCCUUGUCUAUUUUCCCCAAGGUUGAACAGAACUAAUUGUCACUUCAGUCCUUGCAACUGCUUAUCCCUGAGCUUUAAUUCCCGAGGGCGAAGGGUACUUGCAUUUCACGAUGGCGGUAUCGCCUGUGAUUAUACAUCCCGCGGAUGCUCUGCCGAACCCUAGAUCUGUAUCGUCGCCGCUUAAGAAUGCAACUUCGGCCCAGGCGUCGUCUAAUGGAACACCCGUAGUCGCGUCUACGGCGCCGAACGCAGCUACGGGAGCGCAAUCAGCAUCCCUAGAUCUUGCGGAGCAACUAAACGAGGAGGAGAAGCGCAAGUAUGUUAAGGGCAAGAAACUCGGUGAAGGUACUUACGCCAACGUCUACCUCGGUUUCCUAAAGAGCGAUCCCACGAAGUUGGUAGCCAUAAAAAAGAUCAAGAUACAGAAAGAAUACACGGAAGGCAUGGCGCCCGACGCCAUCCGCGAAAUCAAACAUUUACAGGAGCUAUCGCACCCAAAUAUAAUAACAUUACACUCUGUCUUCUCUUCCAAAAACCAGAACCUCAAUCUCGUCUUGGAGUACCUGCCUCUCGGCGACUUGGAAAUGCUCAUUCGCGAUACCGAUCGCGUCAGGUACGGCGCGGCUGAUAUCAAGGCUUGGAUGGGCAUGCUGACGAGGGCCGUGUGGUUCUGCCACGAGAACUUCGUGCUGCAUCGAGAUAUCAAGCCGAACAACUUGCUGAUUGCAGCGGACGGAGAGGUGAAGCUUGCCGAUUUUGGUCUCGCCCGAAGCUUCUCGGAUCCGUAUAAGCCCAUGACGGCCAAUGUUAUCACGCGGUGGUACAGGCCCCCUGAGCUGUUGUUCGGAGCGAAGCAUUAUUCGGGCGCGGUGGAUAUCUGGUCCGUCGGUCUCGUGUUUGCCGAGUUGAUCAUAAGGACGCCGUACAUCGCCGGCGAUACGGAGAUGCGGCAGAUCAGCCUCAUCUGCAACGCCAUCGGCACGCCCACGGAGGAGAACUGGCCGGGAGUCACGAGUCUCCCGGCGUAUACUACGGAAGGGGAGAUCCACCCCGUCCGGGGGAGGGACUACUACAUGUCGUUCUUCGGCACCGUCGGCACCGAGGGCGUCGAUCUCCUGAUGAAGACGCUGACCCUCGAUCCUAAGAAGCGGAUCACGGCCCUGGGGAUGCUCCAGCACGAGUGGUGGAACAAAGACCCCAAGCCCACGCGCAAGCAGGACCUGCCCAAGAAGUCGGGCGGGCAGGACAAGCUUGGUGCGGAUCUUAAGAGGCGCCCCGGCGUAGUGGAAGACGAUAAGACAUCGAAGGUUGCUCGGAAGCUGGACUUCGGUGCGACGAAAUAGAGUUCUGAACGGCGAGAGAGCAGUAGAUCGGGUGAUGGCUAUGAAUAUUGAUCUGGUGUUGGGAGUUUAGAGGUCUGCCUACCUAACUAGUAGAGAUGGUACAGGUUUGGUGCUUAGGUAGGUACCUAGGGUAUGAAUGGAUAGGGCAUUACUUCUAGGGCAAUAAAUUACAGCAUUAUUCGGCGUUGGAUUACAAGCACGCGUAGGACAAAUAGCUAUGGCUAUGGCUACGGUUAUGGUUAUGGUUAUGGUUAUAGUACAUA